Molecule: messenger RNA, 3860 nt
Organism: Bombina bombina (fire-bellied toad)
Lineage: Eukaryota; Metazoa; Chordata; Amphibia; Anura; Bombinatoridae
Product: serine/threonine-protein kinase pim-1
Exons: 6
Coding region: 489-1508 (339 amino acids)
Biological process (GO): protein autophosphorylation; negative regulation of apoptotic process; regulation of mitotic cell cycle
Cellular component (GO): cytoplasm
Molecular function (GO): protein serine/threonine kinase activity; ATP binding
Source: RefSeq, a predicted model, not a curated record
AGCUUUACGUGUGACACAAAGUAAAUAACACAGCUCAUUGUUACAUAUAACAUUAUGCUGUUGUUGUUGUUGUGCUAAUUAAUACCCAGAGUACCAAUAACAAUACUCAUAGCGUGGGGAACUACACGCUUGUGGAAGAAAAUGAAUGUGGGGCGGGCUGCUGAUGAGGGACUGAUCUUGCAUUUGAAAGCAGUUAGCGCUCACUGCGUUUAUUGGCCGCUUGCUCAAGCCCCGCCCUUAUUAAGCCCAGAAUAGUCCUGGUAAUCCCAUACUAUUGGCUGAUUGCUACAAUUUCCCGGGCCUUUAGAUGUGCAAUGAUUGGUGUAGAAGAGCCGGUUAGAGCUGCUGCUGAUUGGCUCUAUAUUCCUUUUGCUAUGUGGUGAUUGGCUGAGGUAUGCACUGCACUGUGUUGUGAUUGGCUGUACUCAGCUCCGCCGGCAGUACACAGAGCGAAGUACUCACACGUGCAGGCGUUGUUGUGUGAGGAGAUGUUGUUGGCUGCUCACUCUCUCUAUAACGAACCGCACAUGGCACCCAAGUGUUGUUACCGGCAGCCCGGCACUAAGCCGAGGAUACCCGGGAAACCCGGCGGUACCCAGACCGGGGAGCAAGGAGCGGCGGGCGGCGGCGCUGCAGUAAAAGAACCGUUCGAGAGCUCUUACCAAGUGGGGUCAGUCAUCGGUACUGGAGGCUUUGGGACAGUUUAUUCUGGUGUGAGGAUUUCAGACAAUUUACCUGUCGCGAUCAAGCAUGUGUCCAGGGAUCGGAUUGGAGAGAUGAAGCUCUUGAAUGGGACCCUUGUUCCACUAGAGAUCUAUCUAAUGAAAAAGGUGUCAACCGGCUGCAGAGGGGUGAUUAGACUGCUUGAUUGGUAUGAGCGACCAGAUAGCUUCAUCAUCAUUAUGGAGAGACCUGAGCCAGUGCAAGACUUAUUUGACUUCAUCACAGAACGGGGAGCUCUGAGCGAGGACCUGGCUGCUAAUUUUUUUCGACAAGUUGUGGAGGCUGUAAGACACUGCCACAAGUGUGACGUAGUUCACCGGGACAUCAAAGAUGAGAAUAUCCUAGUAGAUCUACGAACAGCUGAACUCAAGCUCAUUGACUUUGGCUCUGGGGCUUUACUCCGGGAUGCUGUUUACACAGAUUUUGAUGGUACACGUGUGUAUAGCCCACCAGAAUGGAUACGGUUUCAUCGGUACCAUGGAUGUUCUGCCACAGUCUGGUCCCUUGGCAUUUUGCUAUAUGACAUGGUAUGCGGUGAUAUUCCUUUUGAGCAUGACGAUGAAAUUCUAAAAGGCAAAAUCCAGUAUCGCUGCAAGAUAUCUAGAGAGUGUCAACACCUAAUUGAAUGGUGCCUUUCAAAAAGGCCUUCAGAUAGACCUUCAAUAGAACAGAUCCUUUCUCAUCCAUGGAUGUCACAAGAAAACUUUCUUGACCCAAAGGAUGCUAUAAAAGUGUCAAGAAAGAUGGACCAAGAGGCCACUGGCACAAGCCAUGAGGGACUUUGAUUACAUAUAAAACUUCUUGCUAUGUGAUGUGGGAAGCAUCUGAGACGCUGUCCUGAUAUGGAUGGGCUGGCAUGGGCUUUUGCUGGCCCAGUUUGCUAGCUGGGACUCCUGGGGGGCAGAAGGAGCUGUCAACUUGUGAGAUACCUUGGGAGACCCUAGCAAGGAACUUCUCUCCAUAGAAACAUGGUGAUCUGAGGGCUGACAGAUGCCCGUCAUCUUUUCCAAAAGACUCUGGCAGGGAAAAGGUGAAAUGGCUUAACGGGCCCUAGUGCAGAUUCUAAAGUGGGCCCUUGAGUCUAGUAGCUUCACAAUCUGCAGACUGCGGUUUUACAUUCUUACUAGCUGCCCAUUUUUAGAUUGUGCAUUCACUUACUACAAAACUUAUUGCUAAAUAUUAUACUUCUGUUUUAUUUUUUCAUUUGUUAAAUUCCACCUCAAAUAAUUAUAUAAUGAAGUCAUAAUUAUCAAAUAUGUCUGCCUUGUUUUUAAUGGGCAGCUAACAGAAGAAAUCUUUAGUGUAAGUGUUUGUAAUGAAAUGAAUGCACUGUUCAAAUUGCUUGACUGUAGCUUCCCAGCACUGAAGACCGUACAAGUUAAAAUUUAAUGCGAAGUAGUGGGAAUGCUGCUUUUCUGUGUGGAAAUCUUUUCACACUUUUUUUUUUUUUUUUUCUCUUUGACCAACAAUGCUCAAGUGGAAUAAAACAAUCCACUUGUAACUUCAAAUGACUGAGUAAGAACUGUCUUAAUGCUUUUAAAUAUCAAAUGCUGAAAACAGUCUUUCCUGGAGUCAACCUACCAGCUGCUUUUUGUUUUAUUUUUUUUAUAUAAUUUAUUUUUGUGUACAUUUUAGCUGCUGGAGGGGCCUUGAAUGUGACGUAGCAGUGAGGGUUAACUCCAACCUUCCUCAGGGAAAAGUGAGUGUGAUAGGGAUUUGUCAAACUCAUAUUCAUUGGGAAAAGCGACAAGUGUAGUGGGAGUCUGAAAAUGCAGAUUAGGUGACUUCCCACUGACUGGAGCUGGAUUUUCAGAGCUAGUUUACCAUAACUGCUCACUGCAAUCUUCUGUCUUUACAUUUUACCACAAAGUUGGGUUCAUGUUGUGUGUGUUUUUGUUUCUAGAGUUUUUUCCUUUAUCAUUAAAUGUUCUGUCUUUGCUUUACAUUUUUGUAAACCUUUAGCAAAAGUUUUACACUAAGUAGGAAAUGUUCUAAAAUGUAAGUUGACAAAUAAGUAGACAAGUACUGAGGACCUGUUGCAAAACAAAGCUCUACUACUGUCCAUUUCCUGAAGUCUGUUGUUGCCUUACUGCCUGUAAUGUCAGUUACUGGGAGUGCUGUAGAAGACUUCAGGCUCACUAUAUAGGACAUUACAGGUCGCCCACCCCAAACAAAAAAAUCCUGUUACUAUUCUGCUCCCACCAGAGUUGUCAUCCACAUCCCAUUUGUGCUAAAUAGCAUUGCAACUGUUCACGUACGGUUGCUUCAACCCAAUUUUAAUCUGUAAGAGGAUCAUUUGGGCAACGUUUUCACACAGCCUGCUAACCUUGUAUAGCUGGUCUACUUUGUCAAGAUAGCUAUAACCCAUCAAAUGUUUACAUUUUUAUUUAUCUGAAAUUUUAUAUUUGAGACAAAGCAUAAAUCCAGCAGUUUUCGUGCUUUACCUAUUGUCUAUUAAAUUUACACUCCACUGGCAUAAAUAUUCAUUUGGAGUGUAUUUUGUGUGAUACAACAUAGCAGUACUCCAGCAUUAAUAAGUAGCAGGCCCCCUCUCGCAUCAAAGGUUAAGGAAAAUGCACAUUGGAACGUUGGUGGGGCCUCUAGAAACACAAACGUUUUUACAUCCGUAAAUGAGAUCUACAUAUUGCCACAAGAGGAUCAGCCUGUAAUGUGUAACAAUCCUGUAGGCUACCUGGUGUGGCAGCUCAUACCUAAAGCGUAAAAAUUAACCCCUGGGCUCAUUACUGUAUUUUAAGAAAGGGAUGCCAUAGGGUUGAGAUUGUUUUGAGCACGAUGCUGACCAUUGUAAAGUACUUGUGCAACCCAUGUUCACAUAGCGCAGUUCCUUCAGAGUGUCCUUGUGUAUCUGGUCAUUCCUGCACUGUAUUGAAAUGUUGAGGUCAUAUGUUGGUUCAUCCUGUACUGCACAGGAUUCUCUGGUCCUAUUCUAAUUUAUUUUAUUUAAUCUGGAGAAUUUGUGGCUCAUGUUUGUGUUUGCUUUUUAUUUAUAGACCAUUUGUUUUCUUUAAAAUAUUGUAUUUAUAUUUGUUACAUUCUGGAGAUCAGAUUUUGCCUUUGGUCAGUUUUUAUGUAAGUGUUUAUAUUGAUUUCCUUUUUAAUAAAACAAUUUUUUUUUA